Acanthochromis polyacanthus (spiny chromis) is the source of this 4336-nucleotide messenger RNA. RefSeq names its product lipase, member Ib (gene lipib). Gene Ontology annotation, molecular function: carboxylic ester hydrolase activity; lipase activity. The record is from RefSeq and is a predicted model, not a curated record. The transcript is spliced from 10 exons. Gene Ontology annotation, biological process: lipid metabolic process. Lineage: Eukaryota; Metazoa; Chordata; Actinopteri; Pomacentridae. Bases 1888 to 3258 code for a protein of 456 amino acids.
UUAUCCCUCAUUAAUCACACUGAAUAUAAAGAAAAUCUCUUCCUGUUUGCUCAGAGACUGGAUAUUUCAGCUGCACAGUGAAUUAUUUAACUUGAGAAAGCCUCUGAAGUACGUAGCGUCCAGAAACGAGAAAUUCCAGUCUUGUUGCACUUAGAAAACCCAGUUUAGCUCUUAAAGGAUGUGAAAUCAUAAUUAUAUGAGCUGCAAAAGGGAUUAUUUUUCAUCUUUUUGUCUGAGAUGGCUUCAAGAAGCAGAAUACGAACAAACUUGAUCUGAUUUUAUCACAUUUUGAGCAGCUGAUUUGAUAAAAUAUUUUAGUUUUCCUUCUGAUAACUGACUUUAAAUGAUAGUUAAUCUACAUGCUGUUCUCUCUGUAAACCAUCCUACAGACUCCUGUUACGUUUUCCCUCCACUGAUUGCAUGUUUCCAGCGUUCCCUCUGACAUUACUGUAAGCCUGGGCCGGUUUCGCUGCCUCUGAAGAGGCCCGGCUCGCUGCAGAAGCUAAAUUACAUGUAUGGGUGAGAGCAGGGCAGGACGGGCUGGGUGUGGUGUGGUCGCUGCAGCUAUUAAUAACCAUCGCUGGUGUGGCUCCAGAUCCUGAUGCCACAGUUUUAGUCCACUAAUCAGUGAUGAGGAACCGUUUGGGGCCACCUACCAGAAGCUUUGUCUUUUCUUCAUCCAGUGCUCUAAUACACACUGUACAUGUGCUGUACUACAUAAAGUACACUCUUAGAUACAAAAAAGACUAAUUUUUGCAGCUAAAAGUGACAGUAAAAAUGACUGUAGAUUAAAGACUCCUGGAUCUGGAAGGUCCAGUCUCUGGUGGAUCAAGUCUCCUGGAUAGAACUACAGCAUGAAGACCAAAGAACACUCCAAGAAACUCUGAGAAAAGCUUGUUGAGAAGCAUCAGUCAGGACGAUACAAGAACAUUUAAAGUUCCUGAAGAUCUCCUGGAGUCCAGUUAAAUCCAUCAAUAAGAAAUGGAAGGAAGAUGGAACAUGAAUAAAUCUGACUAGAGCAGGACGUCCUCAAGACCUGAGAGACCAAGACGAAAGAGACUAGAGAGGGAGGCCAGCAAGACUCCUAUGACUCCUCUGAAGGAGUUCCAGGAGCUUCAGACUGUUCAUCCAACAACUGCUGUCUGUUCUUCACCAGUCAAAGUUUUAUGGAGACAAAGAGAAAGACUCUGUUGGAAAAAGCUCCAAUUAAAUCUGGACUAGAGUUCACCAGAAGACAUGUGGAGACUCUGAAGACACCUGGAAGAAGGUUAUUUGGUCUGAGGAGACCAGGAUGGAGCUUUAUGUCCAUCAGAAUAGAGGAUAUGUUUGACACCAAGCUCUGCACAUCAUCAUGAAGACACCAUCUCCACUGUGAAGCACGGUAGUGGCAGCAUUAUAAUGAGAAGCACGGUGGUGGCAGCAUUAUAAUGAGAAGCACGGUGGUGGCAGCAUCAUGGCGUGAAGCACAGACUCAGUACUGUACUUGAAGCUAGAGGUGUAUCUACUGAACAGAAGCUGACUUGAAGGGGGUGAAUACUAAUGAAACCACUUAUUUAACAUGUUUUAUUUUUAAUUAAUUGGCAUUUUUUUGUAGAAAUCUGUCUUUUUUGGGUAAAUUCUUGUCAAAAAAACCCAAAUUAUGUUGCUCAUAAUUCAAUGUGGUCAACAAAUAAAAGAGGAAACCUUCCUAGGAGGGCUUAACACCUUUAACCAUAACUUCUGGUCAAAUGCUGAAUGUUCUCACCACCACCAGUUGCUCCUCCUUCCUCCUAAGGAAGUCGCCGCCUCCUCCUCCUCCUCACAUCAAUCCCUCCUCCAUCCAUUCCUCCACUCUGCCGUCGGACCUCCUUCACCCCGUCGCUGCCUCUCUGCUCUGCUGAAGGAAGGAUGCCGUCCUGCAGACUCCUGGUUCUGCUGGGACUCCUCAUGUUCUGCAAAGGUCAGGAGGAAACCAGUUCGGACGAAUCCUGCGACAACUUUACCGACCUGAACCUGUCCCACUGCUUCAUGGGAACCAGCCUCUACGUCCGGCUGCUGCUCUACACCCGGUCCAACCUGGACUGCGGCCGUGAGAUCAACCACCACCGCCUGGCCUCCCAGCCGCUCCUCAACCUCUCUCGGCCCACCGCCUUCGUCAUCCACGGCUACCGGCCCACCGGAGCGCCGCCCAUCUGGAUCAACCACAUCGUCCACCUGCUGGCCGAGCAGGAGGACCUGAACGUCAUCGUGGUGGACUGGAACAAAGGGGCGGCCAACCUCAACUACUUCACCGCCGUCACCUACACCAGGGAGGCGGCCUCCAACCUGACCGGCUUCAUCAUGAGGAUGGAGGAGGAAGGAGCGUCUCUGAGCUCGAUCCACCUCAUUGGAGUCAGUCUGGGAGCUCACCUGGCUGGCUUCAUCGGAGCAAACCUGAAGGGGAAGAUCGGCCGCAUCACAGGUCUGGACCCGGCCGGACCGAUGUUCACCAGCGCCACGCCGGAGGAGAGGCUGGACCCGACGGACGCCAUGUUUGUGGACGUUCUUCACACCGACAUGGACUCGUUCGGCCUGAGAGGAGCUCACGGUCACAUCGAUUUCUACGCCAACGGAGGAGCCGACCAGCCAGGAUGCCCCAAAACCAUCUUUGCAGGUAAAUCCUACUUCGUGUGCGACCACCAGCGCUCCGUCUUCCUCUACCUCUGCUCCCUGAACCGGACCUGCAGCCUCACCGGGUACCCCUGCUCCUCCUACGGAGACUUCCUGGAGGGUCGAUGUCUGCAGUGUGAGGCCUUCAGACCGGCGUCCUGCCCGCUGCUCGGUUACGACCUCGGCCCGUGGAGGGAAACUCUGCUGCGACUCGGACAGACCAAAGUCUUCUUCAGCACCACGGCGACGCUGCCCUACAGGAAGAUGAGCUACAGAGUGGACAUGGUGACGUGGAACCAGUACCUCCGUUGGGGCGUCGUCUACAUCCGGCUGCACAGCGGAAGGAACUUCACCGAGGCCCGAAUAGACCAUCAGCUCCUGCGGUUCGAGCAGUACACCUCCACCAGGCUGCUGGCCCAGUUCGAUGAAGAACUGCAGCACGUCCACAAGAUCUCCAUGCGCAUCAGCACCGGAAACGUCAUUGGACCUCGAUACAAGAUCAGGCUGCUGAGGAUUCGCUUCACGCCGCUGGAACGCCCACUGAGGCCUCUGAUGUGUCGCUUUGACAUCAUCAUGGAGGAGAACAUUGAGGUGGCGUUCCGUCCUCUGCCCUGUAACUCCAGACUCUGACGCCCUCAGCUCUUCUUUUCCUUCUUCUGUGGAAACUCGUGGGACUGGCCCUCCCAGACGUCCUCUUGGUGCUGCAGGGUUCCACCAGGGGGAGCUCCAGCUGAAGAACCGACGGCCUCCAAUCCCUGCCGGCCGACGGAGGAGGCGAGGCGGAUUAAUUCUGGUCUGGAGCCGAACCAGGAAUUAGAAAGCUGAUAAGAGCGACUGGUUAAGAGAUUAUGGAGACACUUACAUCACGCUGACAUCAGGGGGCUCAGUUCACCUGGAAGUGGACACAAACUGCAACAAAAACACAGCAUUUUCCUCACAUUUGUGGUUUUAAAUGCCUCAUUUCAAGAAUGCAGUUUCAUUGUAACAGCACUUAGAUGCACAAAACUGAUCAGAAUCCAACAGCAUUUCAUCAAAACUCUUUCACAUGUUAAAGAUGAAGCUUUCCUUUCAAGGUCUGAGCAGAUUUUAUGCAAAAUAAAUCACUAAAUGUCUCAAAUGAUCCAGUCACACAGCUGAAAACAGGCUCAUGAACAAUGACGAUGUGCAGAUUCAACCAAAACACAACAAAAACAUUCAGGUUUUAGAUGCAUUACAGCUGCAUGAACAGCAUAUACAAUUUCUAAACACUUUAUUAGAUUUUUUAACACCAAAAACGCAUGCAGCUGUGAUUUAAUCAAACUCAAAAAUCUUGAUUUUCUGCCCAGAGGCUUAAAAAUAACAAUCAAAAUGCUGCAUUAAAUUCGGAUAUAAGCACGAAGUGGUCAAAGAAAUCCAAUAAAUGCAGCUGGAUUUUAGUGAAAAGUUUAAAAAAUGCCCAGAAAACUUUAGUUUAUUACACUGGAACAACUGUUAAAACCUUAAAACUGUUUAUUUAAAGCACAAUUUAAUGCAAUUCCGUACAGAAAUGGACAGAAACGUUACAGAAUCUAUAGUGAGCCACGUUUUUAGAUAAAAAUCGGAAAGAUAAACUUCAUUUAAUCAGAUAAUAUGGUAUUUAUAUACUAGACAAUGGCUUUAUUUUGAUUUCCAAUGUCUAAAAACAUUUGCGCGAUGACUUCACAGAAAUUAAAGUUGUGAAAAAUCUUGA